ACAAACAAACAUUGCCAUUGCUAUCAUCAUCUUCUUCCUUUUUCCCUCUGCUAACAAAUAACUCAAAUUUUACCCAUCUCUUCUUCUCUCUAACCAUCUCCACUUAUUGAUAGAAUUAUUAUUUCCAAAAAGCUUUUUUUGUUUCUAUUUUCAGUUCAUACAUACAUACAUACAUACAUACAUAUACAUACAUACAUACAGUGAGAGAGAGAGAGAGAGAGAUCUUCAUCGUCAUCUUCUUGAGUCCACAUACUGAAUGGAGGAGAAAUUAUGAGGGUGGGUUUUUUCUGUGAAAACAAACCUUCUCAUCUUUCUUCUUCCCAUUGAAUUUUUAUACCCUCUUUUCAGAAACUGAUUCUUUCUUUCUUUUCUUCUUUACCCAUUUCAGAUUUGGGGGUGUUGUUCCUAUUCAUAUUUCAUCACAAUUUCCCAAUUUCUUUCUACUUUUCAAUUACUUGUAGCUUCUCAGAUUUCUCGAUUUCAGACCAAACCCUUGUAGAAUCAAUCGAAUUGAUUCUGUAACGUAUAUUAUGAGGGCAGGAUUGAGUACGAUUCAGCAAACCCUAACGCCGGAGGCGGCCACCGUCUUGAACCACUCCAUAGCAGAAGCUGGCCGUCGGAACCAUGGCCAGACGACGCCUCUUCAUGUCGCUUCCACCCUUCUUGCCUCACCCACGGGUUUCCUCCGGCAAGCUUGCAUCCGGUCUCACCCGAAUUCUUCUCAUCCUCUCCAGUGCCGUGCCCUUGAGCUCUGUUUUAGCGUGGCGCUCGAGAGGCUCCCCACCGCCACGUCAUCGCCGGCCGUCACGGAGCCACCGAUUUCUAACGCCUUGAUGGCGGCUCUAAAGCGGGCGCAAGCCCAUCAACGGCGUGGGUGCCCGGAGCAACAGCAACAGCCACUUUUAGCGGUUAAGGUGGAGUUGGAACAGCUAAUUAUAUCCAUACUUGAUGACCCGAGUGUGAGUCGGGUCAUGCGUGAAGCUAGCUUUUCUAGCCCUGCUGUUAAAGCUACAAUCGAAGAGUCUUUGAGUAAUAACAAUCUAAAUCCGUCGAGUCUUGGGGUCGGAUUCCGGCCAUCUCCGUCGCCGACAACCACGCCGGUUUCAAUACCCAUAAACCGGAAUUUGUAUUUGAAUCCACGGUUACAACAAGGGAAUCAGCAAAAGAACGAUGAAUCAACGGUGUCAUCAUCAUCAACUCCAAUAAAUCUUUAUAUACAGCAACAGCAACAGCAAAAGAAUGAUGAAACAUCAUCGGCUCCAAGAAAUCUUUAUCUGAAUCCAAGGUUACAACAACAACAUCAAGGGAAUCUUCUAAGUUCAAAUCAAUUAGGACAGCAACAGAGAAAUGAUGAUGUGAAAAGGGUCAUUGAGAUUAUGACCAAACCCAAGAAAAAGAAUCCGAUUCUAGUGGGGGAAUUGGAACCUGAAGCAAUCAGGAAAGAGAUCAUGAGACGAAUCGAAAAGGGUGAAUAUGGAGAAUUGAAGAAUGUUCAAGUGAUUUCAAUUGAAAAAGAGUUUGCAUCUAUGUCGGAUAAAUCGCUAAUGCCCACCAAGAUCCAGGAAUUGGGUAAUCUAAUCGAUAUAAAAAUUGGGACUUGUGAUGGUGUCAUAAUCGACCUUGCUGACCUGAAAUGGCUGGUUGAGCAACCACCGGCGACAAUUGUUUCUUCCGUCGGCCGUGAAUCUGUGGCGGAGAUGGCCAAAUUAGUUUCAAAAUUCUCCGGCAAAGUUUGGCUGAUCGGCACAGCUACUUGUGAGACUUACUUGAGGUGCCAAGUUUAUCAUCCAUCCAUGGAAACUGAUUGGGAUUUACAAGCUGUCCCAAUUACAUCAAGAUUACCUCUCCAUGGCGUCUUCCCAAGGAUGGGGACAAAUGGAAUUCUUGGUGCUACUUCAGUUGAUUCUUUAAAUCCAAUGAACAACUUCUCGUCGAGAACACGCUGCUGUCCGAAAUGCUCCGGUGAUUAUGAACAAGAAUUAGCAAAACUAAAGGAGUCAUCUUCUGAUGAGAUUAAGAGCAAUCUACCUCAAUGGCUGCAAAAUGCAAAAACAGAACAUCAGUCGCAGGUUAAGGAUCAAGAACAGGUUUUGAAACAGAGGAUUCAAGAAUUGCAAAAGAAAUGGAGUGAUACAUGUUUGCGAGAUCAUCCGAAUUAUAAUCAAUUUCCAAGAUUGGAUAGAUUGGCUCCGAUGCUUGUACCUUUGACUGGAACGUACAAGCCGAACAUGCUUCUACGACAAGGCCAGCCCGCUCAACAGCCACGGUUACAACCACCAACAAGUCUUCAAGAAGCUUUGCAAUCGAAAUCGAAUCUCAAUACCACCCAACAACGAUCGUUAGAGCUUCCACGGAGCCCGGUUCGUACAGAACUUGUUCUUGGACCAAAGAAAGCAUUGGAAACCCUUGUUCCAAAAGACAACGAGGAUUUGACGGUUAAGGAUCUUUUAGGCUGCAUCUCUUCCGAACCCGAAGGCAAGAUUCAGGAGUUUCACAAGGGUAAAUUCGCUAAUGCAGCGGAUACCGACUCUUUCAAGAAGCUGCUCAAGGGUUUAAUGAAGAAGGCGUGGUGGCAGCCGGAGGCGGCUUCCGCUAUUGCUACCACUAUAACACAAUGCAAAGUGGACAGCGGUUCUAGGGGUAGCGUGUGGUUAUUGUUUGCCGGGCCCGAUCGGGUGGCAAAGAAGAAGAUGGCGUCGGUCCUAGCCGAGCACGUCUGUGGGGCCAAUCCAAUUACGAUUGGGCUCGGGUCAAGGCGUGACGAUGAGGAAACAGAUAUGGGACUUCGUGGUAAAACCGUGUUGGAUCGCAUCGUUGAGGCUGUUCGUAGGAACCCGUCUUCUGUAAUCGUUCUUUCGGACAUUGAUGAAGCUGAUAUGUUGGUUCGUGGAAGCAUAAAACGAGCGAUGGAGAGAGGUCGGUUGACCGAUUCUCACGGACGUGAAAUUAGCCUCGGGAACGUUGUAUUUGUGCUCACGGGGAAUUGGUCGACCGCGAACAUUGAUGAGCAUCUGGUUGACGAGCAACGGUUGCGCUUGAUAGCAAGCAGAGAUUGGCAGUUGAGGCUAACGGUCGAUGACAAAAGGUUGAAACGGAGAUCCAACUGGUUGUCGGAUAAGGAUCGGUCACGGAGACCGAGGAAAGAAUCGGGAUUGGAUCUGUCACUUGAUCUUAACCUAGCCAUGGACUAUGAAGAAGAUCGAACCGAUGGCUCGAUCAACUCGAGCAAUCUCACCAUGGACCAAGAAGACGAGAAUCAACGAUUUGCAGUUAUGUCCGUACCUCACGAGCUUGUCGGGCCUAGCGAUGGGGCGGUCGUGUUCAAGCCAGCCAAUUUCGGGCAUAUUCGUCGUGAGAUCGAGAAAACCAUCAAGAGCGCGUUUUCAGCCACAGUUGACGAGAAAAUCACGAUCGAGGUCGAGGAGGCGGCGGUCGAGAAUAUAUUGGGCGGGUUGUGGUUCGGUCGAACAAGCCUAGAGGAAUGGGCUGAACAAAUAUUGAUUCCUAGCUUCCACCAGCUCAACUCGCGGUUACCAUCUACAGGCGGAGAAAUGGUGGUCCGACUCGCGUCCGAUCGUGAUUCCGUUUCGGUGGGCGGUGGUGGCGAUUGGUUGCCGAGCAAAAUCGCGGUGGUGGUUGAUGGAGUGGGAGGUUGAGGGGUGUGAUUUGCCACUCUUCAUUCACCUGGGACUAUAUAUGUAAAUAGUUGGGGAGAAAGGGAGGUAUAGUGAAACGUUUAGGAAAAGUGAGGACCGUUAAUAGAAGUUACGGUUCUCAUAUUUCGUUUUCUUUUUUAAAUUGUUUUUUUUUUCUUUUAAUUUUCGUAUAAAUAUUCAAAGUAACAAUCACCUUUUAAGUGUGAGCAAUAAGAUGAGGCAU
Messenger RNA from Cynara cardunculus var. scolymus (artichoke), 3879 nucleotides. RefSeq names its product protein SUPPRESSOR OF MAX2 1. The transcript is spliced from 3 exons. The record is from RefSeq and is a predicted model, not a curated record. NCBI's taxonomy places the organism in Eukaryota, Viridiplantae, Streptophyta, Magnoliopsida, Asterales, Asteraceae. The coding region runs from base 531 to 3656 and encodes 1041 amino acids. Gene Ontology annotation, molecular function: ATP hydrolysis activity; ATP binding.